Molecule: messenger RNA, 486 nt
Organism: Bipolaris zeicola 26-R-13
Lineage: Eukaryota; Fungi; Ascomycota; Dothideomycetes; Pleosporales; Pleosporaceae
Exons: 2
Biological process (GO): regulation of Ras protein signal transduction; regulation of proteolysis
Molecular function (GO): phospholipid binding; peptidase inhibitor activity
Source: RefSeq, a predicted model, not a curated record
ACCCCGCCCGAAUUCUCGCCUCCGUGCACAAAAUCACUCGAUGUGACUUAUUCGAACAAUCAGCAUGUCCGUCCCGGUCAAAGUUUGCGUCAAAGUGAUGUUAUAAAACAGCCCGUCUUGAAACCCACACAUCUUCAACCAGAUACCAAUUAUAUCGUUUUCUUGAUUGACCCUGACGUUGUCCACAAUUACAACGCCACAACCAUUCUCCAUUGGUACCAACCAAACUGUCACGUAUCUCAAUCUACUGGAGAUUUCGUAAUACCCACAAACGAUGGUGCCCAAUAUGUUGGCUCGCAACCUCCCCAGGGAGAAAAGCAUCGUUAUGUAUUUCUGCUUUUCGAACAGCCUCUGAAAUACAUUUUCCCGCAAUGUUUCGAAAAUGUAUUUCCCGUCUCUGUAGCUGCGAGGUCUGGGUUUGACAUUACAUACUUUAUGGAAAUUGCCGGGCUCGGAAGCCCCGUUGCGGGGAAUUGGUUUUCUGUC